Molecule: messenger RNA, 554 nt
Organism: Prunus avium (sweet cherry)
Lineage: Eukaryota; Viridiplantae; Streptophyta; Magnoliopsida; Rosales; Rosaceae
Source: RefSeq, a predicted model, not a curated record
UAUUUUGUUGGAGUGUUUCUUAUAAAGAUGCUUUAUAUAUUUUCAGGGUCUUGCUAUUCAGUUGGCCUACGUGAUAAUCACUUGUGUGUGGAGAACUCCAUGCGGCACCACUGCCCCAUUUGUUAUGAGUUCCUUUUCGACUCGCUGAAAGACACUACUGUAAUGAAAUGUGGUCACACAAUGCACUGUGAAUGUUACAAUGAAAUGAUGAAGCGUGACAAAUACUGUUGUCCAAUAUGCUCCAAGUCAGUGAUUGACAUGUCCAGAACCUGGAAGAGAAUAGAUGAGGAGAUAGAAGCAACAACGAUGCCUGAGGAUUACCGGUUCAAGAAGGUAUGGAUCCUGUGCAAUGAUUGCAACGACACUACCGAAGUUUACUUCCACAUUAUUGGGCAGAAAUGCAACCACUGCAAAUCAUACAACACCCGCACGAUUGCCCCUCCAGUUCUUCCUCAAUGACCAUGGUUCACAAUAUAUCCAGUCUGGUAGGCGCAGUGAAAAGCUUGUACCGUUAAUGAACAACGUAAAUGGGGAUUCGGUUUUUAUCCUCUCAA